Molecule: messenger RNA, 1558 nt
Organism: Ctenocephalides felis (cat flea)
Lineage: Eukaryota; Metazoa; Arthropoda; Insecta; Siphonaptera; Pulicidae
Product: nitric oxide synthase-like protein
Exons: 13
Coding region: 104-1558 (484 amino acids)
Biological process (GO): nitric oxide biosynthetic process
Molecular function (GO): nitric-oxide synthase activity; FMN binding
Source: RefSeq, a predicted model, not a curated record
GCUGGAUUUUUCUUUGAGCAUUUGCAUCAAGUGUCAAUUGUCGACAAGCAGCCUCUUGAUCCAGGACACGCAAUGCUCCGCAAACAAUUGCCUAGGGUCUGUGAUGAACAAUCGUAUCGUUCCGGUCGCCCAAAGACCGCCUCAGGACGUCUUAAAACAGGCUAAGGACUUCCUGGAUCAGUACUACGCAUCAAUUCGGAGAUCAGGUUCUCAAGCGCAGCAAGCGCGAUGGGAACAGGUGCGCCUGCAGGUGGAAGCGACCGGAGGGUACGAACUGACGGAGACGGAAUUGACUUUUGGCGCCAAACUUGCAUGGAGAAAUGCAGUCAGGUGCAUCGGUCGAAUUCAGUGGAGCAAGUUACAGGUAUUCGACUGCCGGUAUGUCACGACUACAAGUGGAAUGUUUGAAGCUUUGUGCAACCAUAUCAAAUAUAGCACUAAUAAAGGAAAUAUCAGAUCAGCGAUUACAAUAUUUCCGCAGCGCAACGGGGCGCAGCGAGACUUCCGCAUAUGGAACGCGCAACUAAUCAGCUAUGCAGCUUAUCGAGGCCCUGGGGACACCAUCUUAGGCGAUCCUAUGAAUUUGGAGUUUACGGAGCUGUGCACCAGAUUGGGAUGGCGAGGACAUGGUACUCGAUGGGAUAUUUUGCCCUUAGUUCUGAGUGCUGGUGGACAUGACCCUGAUUAUUUUGAUAUACCUGAGGAAUUGAUAUUACAAGUUCCGUUAACGCAUCCCAGUUACCCCUGGUUUCCAGAAUUGGAUCUGCGCUGGUACGCCCUGCCCGCCGUCUCUAAUAUGUUGUUCGAAUGCGGCGGUUUGCAGUUCACGGCGACCGCUUUCAACGGAUGGUACAUGAGCACGGAGAUUGCGUGCCGGAACAUGUGCGAUCAGGGAAGAUUUAACAUGCUAGAGCCUUUAGCCUUACGUAUGGGCUUAGAUACAAGUACGCCGACCACAUUGUGGAAGGACCGAGCUUUGGUCGAAAUGAAUGCUGCAGUUUUGCACAGUUUUCAACAAAGUGGUGUAACAAUUGUAGACCAUCAUACUGCAUCAGAUAGUUUUAUGAAACAUUGUGAAAAUGAACAACGUUUAAGAUCGGGUUGUCCAGCAGAUUGGGUAUGGAUUGUUCCACCGAUGUCUGGAUCUGUGACACCAGUAUUUCAUCAGGAAAUGGCUUUGUAUUUCUUGAGCCCUUCUUAUGAAUAUCAAGAAGCAGCCUGGAAAACUCACGUCUGGAAAAAAGGACGCGAAGGACGAGGCACGAGACCCAGUAGAAAAUUUCAUUUCAAACAAAUUGCGAGGGCCGUUAAAUUUACGUCGAAAUUGUUUGGGCAUGCUUUAUCGCGGCGAAUCAAGGCGACCGUAUUAUUCGCCACGGAAACCGGAAAAUCGGAAAACUACGCAAGAAAACUUGCUGACAUCUUUGGGCAUGCGUUCAAUGCACAGGUAGUUCGUAUGGAUGAGUAUGAUAUAACAUCGAUUGAACACGAAGGAUUAUUACUAGUUGUAAGUUCAACAUUUGGCAAUGGAGAUCCACCAGAAAAUGGAGAGAAAUAA